AUGGCAUUUCAACCUACGCCGAUGGACAUUUCCAUCGCCAUCACCACGCCCUCUUCUACGAUUGCAACCAAUGCCGAGCCCACUCUCUUAACUGAGCGCCGCAUCACUCCCACAUGGACCGUUUUACAAGUCAAGUCCAAGUUGGAAACUAUGACUGGUGUUCCACCAGGUUGUCAACGCUUACGACUCAAGGCACCGAGUCGUCCUGACCAAUGGGUUGAUGGGGAUGAAACAAUUAUUGGGGACUGGGGCUUGAUUAAAGGGUGCGAGAUCGAGGUUCAUGAUUCCCGACCUCAAUCUGCACGGCCGAAUUUCAAUGACCUGUCUUCUGUUGAGAAAUACGUCCUCCCUACAUCAACGUAUGAAUCGCUGCCGAAUUCGGUUCUUGCAUGGAAAAAGAACCAGAAACUUGGCCGCUUUGACCCCAAUUCUCUCUCACCUGAAGAAUCCAUGCUUCACCAGACAGAGAAGGAUAAAGUAGAAAUCCAGAAAAGACACAUUGUCAUCUCGAAACGUGCCAUCAUUCUUCCAUCAUCACCUCCGCAUAUUCGACGGGGAACCAUUCGCUUCGUCGGGCCUGUCCCAACAAUACCUUUCCCCGGUGUGGACAUCACGGUUAAUGAGGAAUCAAGCAUGGACUCUUUCCCUAUCUGGAUAGGAAUCGAGCUUGAUGAACCUACUGGGAAAAACGACGGCAGUGUGGGUGGCAGAAACUACUUCACUUGUCCGAACAAAACAGGAGUCUUUGUGAAGCCUGAAAAGGUUGAAGUGGGUGAUUUUCCACCCUUGAGUUUGGAUGACGAGCUGGAAGAUGAGAUGGAGGAAAUAUGA
This is a messenger RNA of Aspergillus wentii DTO 134E9, 831 nucleotides long. Its product is annotated as TBCB family protein. The transcript has 3 exons. Gene Ontology annotation, biological process: cytoplasmic microtubule organization. Gene Ontology annotation, molecular function: microtubule plus-end binding. Lineage: Eukaryota; Fungi; Ascomycota; Eurotiomycetes; Eurotiales; Aspergillaceae. Gene Ontology annotation, cellular component: cytoplasm; microtubule plus-end; nucleus. Bases 1 to 831 code for a protein of 276 amino acids. The record is from RefSeq and is a predicted model, not a curated record.